GCCAAACAAUAACACCGUGGUGAAGUGCAAGUCCCCGAAGAAAAAGUGCAAAAUCAGUGAAAAAUCGCGCGGAAAAUGAGUUUCAAUGAGAACAAGAACUCGGAGACAUCCUCAACGUCCCUUGAGGAAUGGAUGACGCGCCUCAAUAGCUACCAAAUCCCUCAGGCGGAGAUGAAUAAGAUGAUUAUGAAUUACUUGGUGACAGAGGGCUUCAAGGAGGCAGCUGAGAAGUUCCAGGCUGAGGCCGGUGUCGAACCAACGGUCGAACUCAAUUCCCUGGACAAUAGGAUCUUGAUAAGGGACGCCGUGCAAAAUGGGCGAAUUCAGGAGGCUACUCACCUCGUCAAUCAGUUGCAUCCGGAACUCCUGGACAAUGAUAGGUAUCUGUACUUCCACCUGCAGCAGUUGCAUCUGAUUGAGUUGAUCAGGGCGGGAAAAAUUGAGGAAGCCCUGUCAUUUGCCCAGACACAAAUGUCCGAAGCCGGAGAGAAUAAUCCCGAAGUUCUGGUGGAACUGGAACGAACACUAGCUCUGCUGGCCUUCGAGAAGCCCCAGCAGUGCCCCUUUGCGGAUCUCCUGGAACAGUCGCAUCGCCAGAAAGUUGCCAGUGAACUCAAUGCAGCCAUUCUCAAAUCCGAAAAUCAGGAACACACCAGUCCCCGCAUUGUCUACCUGCUCAAACUGAUCCUCUGGGCUCAGGCUGAGCUCGACAAGAAGAACAUCAGCUACCCAAAGAUGCGCAAUCUCGCCACGGCGUCCAUUGUGCCCAAAAUAACAAUUCGCAAUUUUCUAGACUAUUUCCCAACUAUAAAUCCGAAUUGAAUGAACUGCAAGAAAAGCUGAUUAAAUAAAAUUACUCUAGGCGCAACAACUAGUUUUGUAGCCUUGGCUGUUUUUGUUUUUAGUUACUGGUUCUAUCCCCUUACCAUUAUAAGCAUUUUUUACUUUAAAACAUUUUUAGAAUAUCGAAUAAAUUGGUACAAUUCAGAAAAA
Messenger RNA from Phlebotomus papatasi, 993 nucleotides. It is a transcript of the gene Hou, whose product is annotated as glucose-induced degradation protein 8 homolog. Gene Ontology annotation, molecular function: protein binding. NCBI's taxonomy places the organism in Eukaryota, Metazoa, Arthropoda, Insecta, Diptera, Psychodidae. Gene Ontology annotation, cellular component: cytoplasm; nucleus. The coding region runs from base 76 to 822 and encodes 248 amino acids. The record is from RefSeq and is a predicted model, not a curated record. The transcript has 3 exons. Gene Ontology annotation, biological process: proteasome-mediated ubiquitin-dependent protein catabolic process.